AGGGAUUUUCCCCACGGGGACCAAUAAAGUACACUUUCUUCUUCUUCUUCAAGAGCAUGGAGGAAAUUCGAGGAGACAGCAGUUACUGUAGGACAGCUGGGCAGGAGGUGCUGGACCUGCCUCUGACCAUACAAUCAGAAACAGACUUCACAGAGGAGAGCAGGUUCACCCUGAGCACAAGUGACAGACAUGAAAGGGUCAGGGGAAGCCCAAAGUCAUGUAGCCUGUAACGUCGUUCAGCAUGAGAUGUUUUGUGUUGGGGCAUUAAUUAUCUGGGAAGAAAUAUGCUUGGGGGGAUGCUUAGACCUCAACCAGCUAGGCCUCAUGCAGCAGAGUAUCCACCUGAGACUGGGCACUGUUCAUGAGCGUGGAGGAUGAAGGAAUGAAUAUUGACUGGUUUUUACUGAAACAUAGUAUUUAAUAAUGCAAGAGAGAAAACCCAGCAAUCAUGAUCCCUGUUAAACAAGCAUUUGGCGACAGUGGGAAGGAAGAAUUCCCUUUUAAAACAAAGAGACCUCCAGCAGAACCAGGCUCAGCAAACAGAAGAUGGGUAAGAAAAUAGAAAAAAGAGAACAUAAGGAGACAAGGAUAAAGCAACCUUUAGCAGCAUAACAAACAGAUGGUUCAGGAUCAGCCUGUCCUGUUCUAAGUUUUUUUCAGUCGAAUCUUUAAUGUAGCAGUUGUGUUUUUCUCCCAAAUUGUAACCGGUUCCACAGGAGAGGUGUUUGAUAGCUGAAAGCUCCGCCUCCCAUUCUACUUCUACAAACAAAUAAGCCUGCAUCAGUUUUUCCUAGGGUGCUUUAUUUGGAUAAUACAGUGUUUUAGAGUCAUUAUUCAAGAUUUAGUUUGGGAGGAAAAUAAUCUUAAAUGAACUUUACAGAUGCCAACAAGGAGAAGUAGCUUCUUCCCCUAAAAGGCUGCUCCUCUUAGGAGUUACUACAGCCGAUCAUCUCCUUACAUCUCACCAUAUCCCUGUCACCCUCCUGUAAUUCCAAGCCUCUGCAUAUCCUCUUUCACUACAUCCAUCAAUCUUCUCUGCGGUCUUCCUGUUUUCCUCCUGCCUGCCAACUCCAUAUUUAAAAUCCUUUAUUUAGUAUAUCCAUCUUAAACGGUCCCUUCCACUCCUGCUGUUGUUCUUCUUUCACACGUUACCCCUGACACCUGUCUCCACUCACUCCACCCUUCCUGCACUCUCUUCAUCUCUAUUGUGCUCUGUGCGUUUCUUUGAAUGGGUGACCCCAGGUAUUUAAAUUCACCUAUCUUCCCCGUUUUUUGUCCUUGAUGCUCACCUUUCGACCCGUUUCCCUCUCAUUCACAUACAGGUAGUUCCCCUGAAAAGAAACUGACAUCAGAGAAAUAUGGUGAUUCUUUCUAGACGUAGUCAUUACUCUCACUGGAGUGUUAAGGAUCAACUUUUAGGCUGAUUUUAAUUAUGAUUUUAAAACAGUCUGAUAAUAAAGUAAUUAUAGGACUCCAGACUAGAAGUAGCAAAUGCAUGAACUACUUUUUCAGCAACACUUGGAGAUGCUUCUAAUUUUGUGUAAUAAUGAGGACCCCAUCCUAUUGCAAAACUAGCAACUGAACAGAUGAUGGAGAUGGAAAGCAGUCCUACAUAUUUGUUUAAUAUGUGCACUGAAGGACCAAAAUGAUCAAAAUCACUCCAAGGUUCCUCACAGUGUUCCUCGAGGCUAAGGUAAGGUCAUCCACAGUUAGCAUCUGGCUACACAUCAGGUUGCUAAGAUUUUUAAGGCCAAGAACAAUAAGAACUUUUGUCUGAAUUUCGAAAACUACAGUUUACCCACGGCUUUAAGAAUGCUAUAUAUUUCAAUUGACUGAUUUGUGAUAGGUUUCUGGUUUCAUAUAACGGGGUAUCGUCUGCAUAGCAACGACUAUAUAUGCCUUCAUUCAGUGUCUUACUUCAUUUGUCCUUUAUGUUUUUCACAGAAGUCAAAGCAACGCCUCUCUAAGGAGCUGUCGGACUGUGUUGUUUACUGCAAAAGUGUCCAUUUCACUAGCUUCAAACACUCACGUAUUCACUCCAAGUUCUAUGAGGUGGCUUCUUUCACAGAGUUUAAAGCCCGGAAACACCUUAGAGACGCCGGGCCUGAAUUUGUGCACCAUAACUCACGGCAGCUGAGCAGAGUUUAUCCCAGUGGUUUUCGAACAGACUCUUCCAAUUUUAAUCCUCAGGAAAUGUGGAAUGCUGGUUGCCAAAUUGGUGAUGCAACAAUAAGACAGAUUUAAGUCUAUAUCAAGCAUUUUUCAACGCUGCUCUCAGAUCAUUUACAUUAAUGCCUCACUUCUCACUGUGAUAUGUUUUGCUUGAUGAUAUAAUUUCACUCUUAAUUUGGAAUUAUUAGGAGUUUUAUUUUCAUGGUAGUCCAGGUAAAAUACAGAAAUACCAGGUUUGCUGGCAGGAAUCCCCUAAAUCAGGCUCCUUUCAGCGUCUUUAGAUCUUUUCUGAAGCAAAACUAAAGCAGAAAGUCAGUAUUGUCCUUAUUUUAACACUAUGUUUAGCAGCAGCCACCAUCUGAGUUCUGUGUGUACAUUUACAAAGAUGCUCUUUUUCAGCUUUUUAUGAUGACGUACUGAUGACGUGUUUGAAGGGUUAGAAACAGGGUUGGUCAGCAGGCUCAGCACAGUCUAAAGUAUUGUUUGUGCUCAAUGGUCAUUAAGUUUCCAUAGUAGAAACUCAGCUUUGCAAAAUGAACCCUUUAUUUAUCUUAUUGUGUUUUUCUUUGACACCAACAAAUAAUUGUAUUGAAUUAUUAUUAUUAUUAUUAUUAUUAUUUACACAAAAACUGUGAUUUUCUGAGUUCUAACAAAUAUGCUUGGAUAUAAUAAUUAUUUUUUUCACAUUUUUGUUCAGUUUUUUCAUAAUUAAUAUAAUUAUAUUAUAUUAAUAUAAUUAAAUUCACAACUAAGCCUGCUGACAAACAAAAAGUGACAGUUAGGCGUCCCAGGAAGAAACUGAUACAAAUGUAAGGAGACUUUCGUAAAACACUUUUUAUUCAUUUAAAUUCAAAUGUCAGUGAGAGAUGAGGAAGGAGAUCCAGAAAGGAAAAUUAAAAUUACUUUAAGAUGAAACAAAUAUUUUUCCUUCAAAUAAAACAUAAAUAAUAUCUGUCCACAUAAUGUCACCACUUAUUAUACUGAAUGAUCCUGGCUGAAGCCAAAAUCUGUGCAGCUUUAAUAAUAAAACAACAAAAUGCCAAGUGGCCCAGCACAUCAUGCACUUAAUCAGAACUGAACAGACCCAAACCUUUCCCCAAAAUCCCCACAAAAAAUGAUUUUUCUCCUCUUCCACUCAGUUGCUUUAAACUUCCAGACAGCAGGGGAGGGGAUGGAUGUGAACGAUGGACUUUUUAGUCAGAACGGCUGCUGUGGCUAUGUGUUGAAGCCCAGCUUCAUGAGAGAGGCGGACGUAAGGUUUGACCCUGAGAUGCCUCAGAAACGGGAUCACUACCAUCCUGUUGUCCUCACCGUACAGGUGAUCAGUGGUCAGCAGUUACCCAAAGUCAACAUCAAAGAAGACUCUAUAGUGGAUCCUCUGGUCAGAGUGGAGGUCCAUGGAGUUCCUAUGGACCAGGCCAAGCAAGAGACGAGAUAUAUUGAGAACAACGGGUUUAACCCCAUGUGGUAUGACACUCUGCAUUUCACCAUUCACACACCUGAGCUGGCCAUGGUGCGCUUUGUAGUGGAAGACUAUGACAAGACAUCUAAGAAUGACUUUGUGGGCCAGUACACACUCCCUCUGAGCUGCAUGCAGCAAGGUUAUCGUCACAUUCACCUGUUAUCCAAAGAUGGGACCAGUAUACCUCCCUCCUCCUUAUUUGUUUACCUCAGGAUCAAACAUCUGGAAUAGCUGUGGGAUUCUUUCUUCAUACUAUAACAUUAAUCUGAAAACAGUUCCCACCUGAUCCUGUUACAUUCAGAUCAUUUUUUAACAAUCAGCUUUAUUUAAUGAAGCUGCACAAAAUGUCAAAACAUUCAUGAUGAGAAAAAUAUGAAGUCACAGGAUUUUUGCAUUAUUCUUACUCUGUCAUACUUUUAA
Molecule: messenger RNA, 4054 nt
Organism: Haplochromis burtoni (Burton's mouthbrooder)
Lineage: Eukaryota; Metazoa; Chordata; Actinopteri; Cichliformes; Cichlidae
Gene: plcd4a
Product: phospholipase C, delta 4a
Exons: 5
Coding region: 3287-3865 (192 amino acids)
Biological process (GO): intracellular signal transduction; lipid metabolic process
Molecular function (GO): phosphatidylinositol-4,5-bisphosphate phospholipase C activity
Source: RefSeq, a predicted model, not a curated record